AUGGAAGACGAAAUCCGAAACCGCCACACAAUGAAACUCCUAGCCACAGCAGGCAAACCCUCCAUAACAAACUACACCUACAACCCAACCGACUUCACCCUCCCAACCUACCUCCAAGUCCCACUAGACCUAAGCAUCGCGCACACCCACCUCCACGAAUCAGCCUACGCCGCCAUCCGCGGCAUGAAAGAAAUCAUGCAUUUCCACGACCACCGCUUCAGCUUCCUCUGCCCGCAAACACCACCCACAACCUGGACCACGCACUGCAAAUCAAUGCAACGCCUCCGCGACUGGAAACAAGAUACUUUCCCACCACCCAGUGCAGCCAACCCAUUUCCAACAAAGGACCCCACGCUCGCCCCGCGGCCAAAAUUACCCAGCGACGCAAUCCGCAUCUGCCUCGAUGCAAAGUACUACGCGCACUUUGUGUCGUCGUAUGUGCGGUUUCUGGACGAGUUCUUUCACGGCGUUUGGAUGGUCUAUAUGAAGGCUAAAUGCGCGGUGCAGGGUCUUGCGGCGCGGUGCUUGAGUGAGUUUGUUUAUCGCGAGUGGAGGUAUUGGUGGGAUGGGGAGUUCAGGAAUAAUAUGCGUAGGUGGGAGGAUUGUUGUGCUGUUUUGCCGUUGCCUAUGUGGGAGGAUGUUGUUGAUGAGGUUUAUCUUAUGGUUGUUGAUCGGGUUGAGGAGUCGGGGGAGAUUGCAGCGGAGCUUUGUCGGACUUGGAUUGGGGGUGGGGGUUGGGAUGGGUUGAGUCGAAGAGGGGGAGGGGGAGAAGGAGGGGGGUCUGCGUCGGUGGCUUUGAGGGGGGAUGUGGUUUGCGAUGAUGUGGUUGAGAUCAAUGUUAAUCUGGGUGCGGAUAAUGCUGGUCUUACGAGGGGGGAGGAGGGGGAGGAGAUUCAGGUUUGUUUGGAUGUGGAAUCUAUUGACUUUGCUCGUGGGUUGAAUUAA
Penicillium manginii is the source of this 945-nucleotide messenger RNA. RefSeq lists its product as uncharacterized. The record is from RefSeq and is a predicted model, not a curated record. The transcript has a single exon. Bases 1 to 945 code for a protein of 314 amino acids. NCBI's taxonomy places the organism in Eukaryota, Fungi, Ascomycota, Eurotiomycetes, Eurotiales, Aspergillaceae.